Symbiodinium sp. CCMP2592 is the source of this 1842-nucleotide messenger RNA. Lineage: Eukaryota; Dinophyceae; Suessiales; Symbiodiniaceae. The record is from the annotation of a GenBank genome assembly.
AUGCUGGAGGCUAUGAGGCAAGAACGCCUCGUGGCGGUGCAUGCCUUCAACGCAACUAUGUCUGCUUUCGAGAAAUGUCACCGAUGGCCAGCGGCAAUUCAGCUUUAUGGGGACAUCAAUCGAUAUGAGCUGCAGCCUGAUGUUGUCACCUGCAAUGCCUUGCUGUCCGCUUACGAUCGUGGAGGUCAUUGGCCCUAUGCCGUCGCUUUUCUCGACGAGAUGGUUCAAGGUCAGAUGGCAAACGACAGACUUCAGCCUAAUGUUGUGACUUACAGCACAGUUAUCUCUGGCUGCGAGCGGGGACGAGCAUGGCAGCAAGCACUGAAGGUAUUCUCCGAAAGCUCCGGCAUUAAGGGAGACACUGUGAUCUUCAAUGCCGCACUUAGUGCCUGUGAUCGAGGAUCUCUGUGGCUGAAGGCUCUAGAUAUCUUAGCAGAGAUGCACAAGGCAGGACUACGGCGAAAUCUGGCCACCUAUGGAUCUCUCAUAAGUGCAUGUGGCAACGCACUCCAGUGGCAGGCAUCUUUGCACUUCCUGCAGCAACUACAGACAACCAAAUUGGAGCCUGGUGGGAUCGUGCUAAAUCUGUGCAUCAACGCUUGCCGCAAGGCCGAGCAGCUGCAUGCAGCGCUGGGUAUCUUCAAGGAAAUGCUGAAAAGGUCAGAGGAACCUGAUGUUUUCUGCUACACCUCCAUGAUCUCUGCAUGCGGUCCCAGUGCUCUCUGGCAGCUGGCCACCUACCUGCACCAGGAGCAACUAUCGUCGGCUUCGGACAUAGCUUCCUUCAAUGCUACGAUCGGCGUUUGUCGAGAAGCCAGCCGAUGGCAAGAGGCGCAGAGGAUCUUCUCCGACCUGUGUCAGAAGAAUUACUUGCCAACGCUGCCCACCUACAAGGCAGUUAUCGGGGCUUGUGCUUAUGCGCAACUUUGGGCGCAUGCGCUGGAGCAUUUGCGAGAGCUCAAACAGAUGCAGGAUGCUCCCUGCAGUGACGUGAUCAUACAGUACGGGAUCGUGUCCAAGGCAUCUGCUGAGGCUGGCCGGAACGACAUCGAGCAAAUGCUGCUGAAUGAGGCGUGGGGGCUGUCUGUGCCUUUGCAUAUAUCCUCCUUCGUUUGUGAAUGGUUGAGUGUUCUUCACUGGGAAACUGCUCUUUCGUUUUUCGAGAUGCAGGCAGUCGACGUCCGGGCGCCACUCCAAACGUUGGAGAUGAUUGUUACCAUCGUCGAUGUAUUGCUGGCAGCAGGACGGCAUCCAGAUGCGUGGAGCGUUCUGCUGGCGGCACACGAGGAUGGCGUAUUGAAUUUGUGGGAGGAUCCAUGGACGCUAGAUUUGCACCAACUCGGUCCUUGUUCUGCUGCAGUGGCUGUGGCUGCUGUUAGUGCAAUGCUUCUGUCGCGGGCUUCUUUUCAUCGAUUUUGUGCCCGGGAUCAUUUGGUCAUCAUCACUGGACAAGGCCUUCACAGUCUUCAUGGUGUUCCACGUCUGCUGCCAGCCGUGCUGUCCUUGUGCGACACGCUGGGCUUGAAAGCAUCGCAGGACCGGUUCAACCCUGGCCGUCUGUUUGUGCCAGCAGCGACCCUGCAUGCACUGUGGCAAGGGGUCCAAAGCGACCCGUUUGCCACAGGUGUGCAUGAACUGUCAACAUCGGCGCAAAAGUUCAUCCAGCUCCGUUUUUGCUGCGGGUUUCGAGCGCGACGAUUCGGAGAGUUGCUUCCAGAGAGACCGAACUGGGAUCACCAGAACGGCUGCAAGGGCUGGCUUUGUCAUGCAAUUGUCGCACAACGAGAAUCUGCCCACUCCCCUGAACUCGUGUCACCAACAACACAGGUUCUCACAAGUUGA